UUAAGGCUUACCAGAAUGCCACCUAAGAAAGCAGAUGCUCAACAAAUCGACAUGGGAUCGUCUGAAAAGCAUGAGAACACUCACGGACUACAUUGGGCGAUGGCAUCGGUGUUCGUACUUGGUGACAUGGUCGGAGGUGGAAUGAUUGUGAUGCCAAAUGCAAUGGUGAAUGCCGGUAUGUGA
Messenger RNA from Cylicostephanus goldi, 183 nucleotides. NCBI's taxonomy places the organism in Eukaryota, Metazoa, Nematoda, Chromadorea, Rhabditida, Strongylidae. The record is from the annotation of a GenBank genome assembly.